This is a messenger RNA of Nomia melanderi (Alkali bee), 1207 nucleotides long. RefSeq names its product U6 snRNA-associated Sm-like protein LSm2. Lineage: Eukaryota; Metazoa; Arthropoda; Insecta; Hymenoptera; Halictidae. Gene Ontology annotation, biological process: mRNA splicing, via spliceosome. Gene Ontology annotation, cellular component: U4/U6 x U5 tri-snRNP complex; catalytic step 2 spliceosome; Lsm1-7-Pat1 complex. The record is from RefSeq and is a predicted model, not a curated record. Gene Ontology annotation, molecular function: RNA binding.
CCAGGCAGCCACCAAGGCGUCUUUAUUUUUCGUUAAAUUAAUUGACAUGUUCCCCGAGCAAUUCAUAGGAGAUCAAGAGUAACAACGAAUCCGAUCAGGUUGCUACUGGCGAAUUAAUGUCACAGACGCAUCUUCUCGUUUCGCCUUUUUGAUUAAAUGUCAACGCCCUUUUGGUACCAACCGCAAAGCGGCAAUCUUACUGUACAAGCAACGCAUUCUAAUCGUUUUAUAUAUAAUUCAAUGAUCUUUCACUUUAUUGUUAUAAAUCUAUACGAGACUCGGUGUAUGUGAAAAUAUGUUUUAAUAAAAGUUUAUUGAAAAGACAUCCUUGAUGAUAUUCUUGAAGGCUAUCGUGCAAAGAACGAUUGGUGGUGUUCUUAGAACCGAUGGACGUGUCCAAUCAACAGGGGUAACACAAGCAAAUGAAAUGUUUGAUAUAAUAGAAAUAUUUUAUAGAACAUAAUAUUAUCAAAUUUCGUUUUCAUUACGUAUUGUCUUUUAUUUAUAAUUUCAUUAGUAGCCGCGUAACGUUUGACCGUGUAUUUAAAUAAAAUAAUAUUUAAAACAAAAUUGAAUGAAUGAAUUAAAUGAUGUACCAAAAAUAACACUAUCAGUACUUAUUCAGCAACGUGCGCGCUGACUUUUCCAAACAAGUUGUCAUAGUAGCGACUUUCUACCGGUUGUUGAAAUUGUAAAUCUUCAGUCUCAAUACACUUUCAUAAACAUUAUGUUAUUUAAAUAACACAAUUGGAAAAUAUACAUAAAUAUCGAACGUUUUCAUUGAGCAAGAAUGUUAUUCUAUUCGUUUUUUAAGUCCCUGGUUGGCAAGGACGUUGUUGUAGAAUUAAAAAAUGAUCUCAGCAUUUGCGGUACUUUACACUCUGUCGAUCAGUAUCUAAAUAUAAAAUUAACAGAUAUAAGUGUAACUGAUCCAGAUAAAUAUCCUCACAUGUUGUCAGUAAAAAAUUGUUUCAUUCGAGGAUCGGUGGUUCGUUAUGUACAAUUACCAGGAGAUGAAGUGGAUACCCAAUUGCUACAAGAUGCUGCACGCAAAGAAGCAGCAGUUCCAGCAAGAUAGUUUAUAGAGUUCUUAGGUUUAAAGGAAUCAUUGAUUUAUUUAUUAUGAAAAUUCAUAAAAAGGCAUAAUAAGUAUGUAAAUUGAAUUUCAAUAUAAAUAUUAAAGUACAUCAUUUUUAAAUUUGCAAAA